Molecule: messenger RNA, 3816 nt
Organism: Botrytis byssoidea
Lineage: Eukaryota; Fungi; Ascomycota; Leotiomycetes; Helotiales; Sclerotiniaceae
Exons: 18
Coding region: 1-3816 (1271 amino acids)
Molecular function (GO): chitin binding
Source: RefSeq, a predicted model, not a curated record
AUGUUUGUUCGCAAUGUUGCGGUUUGGGCUGUGGCUCUGAGUGUUACCGUUUCGACGGUUUCCAGCGAGAGCGCUGUUAGUGAAAAGGUCGCGAGAGCUGAAGGAGAGGAUAGCAUAGCAAAACGUCUUUUGUUUUCUACAAAACCCAAUGAUUCUAAUGGCCCUUCUCUAGCCGAUCUCUUUGAUUUAGAUGGGGAUGAGGAUGAUGACUCAAUCUCUGAUUUCAUUUCGCAAUUGCUCGGGGCUCAUGGUGGAAGCCCUGGCUCGGGAAGUGGUUCUGGAAACAACAACCCAGGGAACAACAAUCCAGGAAGCAAUAAUGGCCCUGGAGGGAACAACAAUCCAGGGAACAACAACCCAGGAGGCAAUAACGGUCCCGGAGGCAAUAAUCCAGGAGGGAACAACCAAGGAGGGAACAACCAAGGAGGGAACAACCAAGGAGGGAACAACCAAGGAGGGAACAACCAAGGAGGGAACAACCAAGGAGGGAACAACAACUCCCCUGGAAACUCCGGAAGCGGAGGAUGGAAUGGAUUUCCCAACUUCCCUGGCUUCCCUGGCUUUGGAAAUGGCGGAGGCUCAAACAACAACCCAGGUAAUAACAAUCCAGGAAAUAAUGGAGGCUCAAAUGGCUUUCCUGGAUUUCCAAACUUCCCUGGCUUCCCUGGUCUUGGAAACGGUGGUAGUUCAAACAAUAAUCCAGGUAACAAUGGUGGUAAUGGAGGACCAAGCAAUGGAGAAUGGCCUCCCCAUACUCCACUUAUCCAAUUUCUACGAGGCGAAGGAGCCAAUUCGGCUUAUUUUUCCCAAUUUUUAAACAGGUUGGAUGCUGCUGCCUUUGCCGCCUUUCUCCGUAGAUCUGGAUUUGCUUCUCUUACCGAGUUCCAACAGGAGGCUGCUGCAGGUCUGGUCUCAAUUGGCGACUUCCUUACCUUUUUGGAUGCACUCUCACGCUAUAACUUCUUACAAUUAUUGGGAUUUCCGUUCAUCAUUGGCUUUCCAAACCCACCAGUAUCUCCAAGUGCAACUGUUUCGCUAGCUACAAGAACCCCAACUACGAGCGUUGGUAUUAUUGGAGGUGCUACGACUUCUUCAAGUACUACGAGGCCUACGUCAUUCAUUCUUCCUAGUCCUUCAACCUCCUCCACCAGAGCCAUUAUCGGAGGCCCAUCCACUUCUUCUAACCGCAAUCCUAUUGGCGGCCCUUCAACUUCUUCAACGAGAGCAAUUAUUGGAGGUCCCUCUACUUCCUCGACUCGUUCAAUCAUCGGAGGUCCCUCAACCUCAUCCUCUACAUCACGAAAUAUUAUUGGAGGCCCUUCGACUACGUCCACUCGACCCAUAGUUGGUGGUCCCUCGUCUUCUUCUACCACUCGUAACAUUGUGGCCAGCCCAUCCUCUUCAUCUACUCGUAAUAUCAUUGGGGGCCCUUCGUCAUCUUCCUCAACCAGAGCUAUUGCUGGUCCUUCGACUUCCUCUACUCGACCAAUUAUUGCUGGCCCUUCAACUUCAAGUACAAGAUCGUCUACUUCCACUAACUUGAUAGCAACUUUCAGGACAUCUAGCACUAGUUCUUCAACCAGAGUACUUGGAGCGAGCAGUUCAUCAUCGAGCUCUUCACGUGGUUCCACCCAAGGACUUGGAGCACCAUCUAGCUCUAGUUCCUCAACACGAUUGAAUGUGGUACCCACAACCUCCACAACUCGUUCAAGCACUAGCUCGUCAUCAACGCGGGUCAAUCUUGUGGUGACGAGCUCUAGUUCCUCAUCAACACGAGUCAAUACCUUGUCUACAAGUUCUUCGGUCCGUUCCAGUACUAGCUCUUCGCCAUCUUCAUCCCGCACUUCUACCUCGGCUGUUGGCCUCGGGGCUAGUUCCACUACAUCUCGGUCAGCAUCUUCUUCUCGAAGUACCACAGCCGUAGGCCUUGGAGCAAGCUCCACCUCAACUAGGACAUCAUCUUCCUCUUCUUCCUCUCGUAGCAGUACCUCGGCUGUAGGCUUGGGGGCUAGCUCGUCAUCUUCUAGGUCAUCGUCAUCUUCCUCUUCCUCUCGUAGCACUACUUCAGCUGUAGGUCUAGCGGCAAGUUCUACUUCAUCUCGGUCAUCUACCUCAAGUAGUAGAUCUUCAACCCUUUUGGCUGUCGUUAGCUCUAGUACUAGCCGGUCGUCUUCUUCCAGUUCACGCACCUCAUCUUCAACCCAAUUGGGUCUCGGUGCUAGCACCAGUACAUCAAGAUCUACCACUCUCUUCUCAUCCACUAGAACUUCAUCCACCAGCUCCACUAGCCCAACUUCGAGUGCCGCUUCUGGUUUAUUAGUAUCGCCUAAUGGAAGAUGUGGACCCCAAUCUAAUUCCUUAUACACGUGCCAAGGAAGUCCCAAUGGGAACUGUUGUUCGAGAUUUGGAUACUGCGGUCGUGAAGCUGAUUGGUGCACGGGUGGCUGCAACCCCGCAUUUGGAACCUGUGGACUGGGGCAGUACCAAGGAUUGACAAGUUCGAGUAGUUCAAGCGCUGUGGGCCUUGCUGGAACUUCUACUUCUACUUCUAGAUCAUCAUCUAGCUCUAGAUCUUCCUCGUCAUCCCCUGUCGGACAAGGAUUGAGCACUAGCUCUACGAGGGCAGCUACACUAAGUACCAGUUCAACUGCACGACUUGUUGGAACCUCUAGUUCAACUUCCAGAUCUUCUUCAUCAACAGCUGUGGCCCAGGCAUUAAGUACUAGUUCAACACGAGCAACUACUUCAAGCUCAAGUUCCACGGCACGACUUGUCGCUGGAACUUCCAGUUCUUCCAGAUCCUCGUCAACAUCGGCUAUGGGUCAAGGUCUAAGUACCAGUUCAACAAGAGCAACUACUUCAAGUACCACUUCAACAGCAAGGCUCGUGGGAACUUCCAGUUCGAGUUCCAGAUCUUCAACAUCAGUAGUCGGUCAAGGAUUGAGCACUAGUUCAACAAGAGGAUCCACCUCAUCAUCCAGCACAAGGCCAAUUGCCGCCACCGUUAGCACAAGUUCGACACCCUCAUCCACAGCUGUCGCUGCUUCCGCUAGCGCUUGUAGACCAGUCGCAGCUCCUGCCGUAACCCUCGCCUUGACUGCAACUGACUGCUGUCAAUACUACAUCACCAAAACCGGUGACACAUGUGCCAGCAUUGCCGCUCGUCCUGGCAUUCUCGGCUUAAAUCUUGUUGUUCUUGCUCUUCUCAAUCCAAGCUUGAGAUGUGUAGGACAAGGACCCCAAGUUGGUGUCGCUGUCUGUGUUCUGAAUAUCCAAUUAUCCAUCGUAGGCAACCUAGUAUCACCUGGUGAUUCCUCAACCGUAACUUCUUCGACCAUCGCAACUCCAAGCCCAUCUCAGGCAGUGCCUGAAAGCUUCUUUAUCCAGGCUCGAAAUUCUGGAACCUCAGCUGACGGCACGAGUCUUAUGAUUCAACAAACUGCGGAAUAUUUUGCUGGCUUCAAUUUGAAUUAUGGUCAAUCAGUUUUCCCAUUCACGUACGAUUCUGAUACCGGGUACUUGACAUCGGGUCUUUAUAUCCUAUGGGCUACAGCAUCGUAUUCGCCUCCAUCCAUCAAAGUAGCACCAGCUGGCUUCACAGGAUGGGUAGUUCCGGCUUGGCCAUUGAUUUGUAGUAUAGAUGGCAAUUUGAAGGUGUCAUGUACGGCCAAUGGAGAUGUUUAUGGGAAAUUAUAUCUCAUAAAUGCAAACAAUGACGGACAAACUGAACUCGCUAUUGGAAAUGGCGCAACAACAAGUUCAAUCAUCGUUGCGCCACUUGAUCUUUAUGUUGUCGCUAAUGAGGAGGAGGAAUAG